This is a messenger RNA of Biomphalaria glabrata, 4996 nucleotides long. RefSeq names its product zinc finger protein ZFAT-like. Gene Ontology annotation, molecular function: RNA polymerase II cis-regulatory region sequence-specific DNA binding; DNA-binding transcription factor activity. The record is from RefSeq and is a predicted model, not a curated record. Lineage: Eukaryota; Metazoa; Mollusca; Gastropoda; Planorbidae. The transcript is spliced from 26 exons. Bases 544 to 4749 code for a protein of 1401 amino acids. Gene Ontology annotation, biological process: regulation of transcription by RNA polymerase II.
UUCUUUUUAUUAGACUUAUCUUCUUAUCAUGUAAAAUACAGAUUGUAUGUUAAUUCAAAAAAAAAAGAUGAUUACAUCCUAUGUGUGUUCCUAGAUCAAUCUAGUCAUGCAUUAAAUAAUUAUCCAAACUCUGGGAGAUGAGUGCAAUGGGCAGAAAAAUAUAGAGGUGCAGAUCUUAGAGAGGAUGUGGAGAUGGUUUGGUCACACCCUUAGAAAAAAUACCAACAACAGAGCUAGACAGGUCUUAGAGUGGAACCCCCAGGGAACAAGACAUAGAGGAAGACCAAAAAGAACAUGGCAGAGCAGUAUACUAGAGGAAGCCGAGAGGACAGGAAAGAGCUGGGAAGUCAUUAAAAACUAGCAAGAGACCGUGGAGAGUGGCAUGAAGAACUCAAAAGAAAGUUGAUGAUGAUGUUGAAUUCUAAUUGGUGGCUAUGCUCCUCUCUCUUCUUUGGUCAUGGGCAAGGGGACUCUGGCAGAAGGAUUUCUUGAAGACUUUGGAUCUUUGAGAGGGAAAAAAAAACUAACUUUCUAUCCUGAAAAAUGCCACAUGAUACAUUUAUAUGUGGCUCAUGCCAGGAGACAUUUACAGAUCUCAACGAUUUUGUCAAUCAUAAAAAGAGUUGCCCCCCUGGUCCAGAACAGUCAGAUAUCAACCAGACAGUUAUGGCUCAGUCAAGGGCAGAGAUAAUUCAGCUACACAUGAAUGAGUCAGGGGUGAUAACGGGAAUGACUUCUGAUACAAUUGGAGAAAGGGGUGAUAAAUUAAACAAUGUCCCUCAGCUGGUAUUUCUGACUGAUGCAAGUAUGACCUCUGACCUCGGCAGAACAGGUUUAGAUGAGAGUGGGAUGGAAGACAACUCUGCAUCCAGCGCAGCACAUCUUAUUAUACUAAAUAGCUCUCUUGCAGAUCUCACUGUGAAAACAGAGACCAGCAAUGGUGAGGUUCAAGAAACAGAUCCUUUAAGGCCAGAUGAUCAAAGCAAUAAAACAGAGAUACUUUUACCAAUAAAAAAAAAACGAGCUGGUCGUUCUAAAGCUGGAGAGGGGAAAAUAAAACUCAUCGAGGCUGUGCCACCAACUACUCCCAGGCCAACAGUUGCCGAGACAACUCCUGAUGGCAAGCUGUUGUGCCCUCAGUGUAAGAGAACAUUUACAAAAGAACGUCAUUUUAAUACUCACAAAUGUCUCGCCUCAUCAUCCUAUGUUGAUAUUUCAAAGAAGGAAAUAGUGAAAAUUGAUUCAGAUGAGGAAGAUGAAGGCGCUGACCUUGAACUUGACGCUGGGGCUCAAGAUGAUGCAGAAGACGAAUUUCAUAGUGCUCUGGAUGACAUGCAAGUCGCAGAAAAAGAGGAUGAAGAAGAUGAGAAAGAAAUGGAAAAAGGAGAACAAAAAGAUAACGACGAUUGGACUUGGAAUAAUAGAAAGGGGAAAAAAAGGAAACGGUCCAGCUAUCAGUUUGAUAUUGACUUGCACAUGGAUAGUUCAGGUGCUAAACAAAUGAAAGUUGCAGCUGAAGCAAUGGAACAUUUGCCAAUCUUCAAGACAGAUGAGGAAAAAGUGGAGUUUGAAACAUGCAUUGAUGUUGAUUUGUCACAGGUGGACAAUAUGUUUCGUAUACACAUCAUAGAGCAAGAGCUGAACGAAACGAUUGGGAUGACCUACAACACACCAACCAUGUCUUCCCUCUCAGUGUACAUCUGCAACAUGUGUGAGAAAGUGUUCAAAUCCCUGUCUCACAUCAGACUUCACUGUGUCACGCACACUGACCUGAAACCUUUUCAUUGUAACAAGUGUAAAUUUACAACUAAUUCUAAAGGUAACCUGUACACACACAUGAGAAAACACACUGGCCAGUUCUACAGAUGUGAGCAGUGCGAGUUUAAAACGGUUAAUAAGAGCCACUUAGUGGAACACAUGAUGACCCACGACAACCGGAGGUCUCAGUGUAUGAUAUGUCAGAAGGAUUACUCCACUCUCAAAUCUCUCAUUAACCAUGUACGCAAAUACCACACUGAUAAAAAGGGGAAAGAAUAUCUUCAGACGUUUUUGCAGGGUCGAGGUAUGAAAGGUAGAACUGUAAUACAUCAGUGCCACAUAUGUAAUCGUAAGUUCAAGAAGAAGUUGGACAGAGACAGACACUUAUUAGUCCACGAUAUCAAAGAACUGCCUCAUGUCCAGCAGUGUGAGCUAUGUGAUUACUGGGCUAGUCGCAGAGUCUAUCUUGACAAGCAUUAUUUGAAACAUCGGGUGAUCUAUUGCUGUGCUCUGUGUAAUCAGAAGUUUUUAAGUACCACAAGACUAACAGAACACUUGACUUCAACCCAUAGCAAUGAUAUUGGAGAUGUUGUAUUUGACAAAUUACUAGAGGAAUGCAUAAGUAGAUCCUUGUAUCUCCCUGAACCACUGAAUACUGCCAGUGAAGGAAGCAAGUAUGUCAACUUGCCAGAGGAGUUACGGGAAAUUGAUCAAACAGUUCAGAAUACAGAGAGUCAACAAGAACAGAACAAAAUGAUUACAUAUGAAAUCAAUUUAACCAAUGGUGCUGACACUGGCCAGCCAAGUACAGCCACAGUUACUAAUACUGGUCAAUUAACUGAGGAACAAUCCAAUGAUUUUGUUUCUGAAUACAGGAAGUUUAUUCAUGAGUCAGGAACAGAGAGCGACUGGAAGACUCAAUCAGUGAAAGACUCCGAGGCCAAAGUGGAUGAUGUCAUGAAUUCACUCCCUUGUGGGGAUGAGGGUGAAGAGCCUGCUAGUUUCUCUGCCCAGAGAGACAUGGAUUCGAACUCUCCAUCUUUGAUGCUUCAGACUCCUGAUUCGGAAGAUGAUGAAGACAUAAAUUCUAAAGUCAGUAGUGCAGAAGCUAGUAACGCUGAUGAGGGUGUUGUCAGAUCUGAUGCCAGCAAAGAAGAGAAAAUUGAAGCACUUAUUAAAAGGCUGGGCUACAGAAGCAUGACAAUGCAAAUCUUCAACAAAAUGAGAGAAACAUUUGGCACAGAGGAGUGCGAGUUUUGUGGUCGUUUGUUUUAUAGCAAGGUGGAUUAUGAACCUCAUCUACGAACUCAUACUGGACACAAACCAUUUGCUUGCGCCCUCUGCAGUUUUCAUGCAACAACUAAAGAUCAGUUAAAGAAACAUUCUGAGAAGGAACAUGAGAAAGUAGCCUUUCAGUGUAAGGAGUGUGACUUUUUGGCGCUGUCAAGGAAUCGUCUAUGGAACCAUCAACUCAAACACUUGGGCAUCAAUGGUCUGUCUUGUCCCCAGUGUCCAGAGAAGUUUGAAGGGAUGAAGCAACUAAGAGCUCACAUAAUCAACACGCACAAAGAGAUGGACCGUGAAACUGUGGAGAAGCUCACUGGAUAUAGACACAAACCAUUUGGCAAGAUGGGCAGACGCUCAUUUAAGUGUCCACACUGCCCACGUGUGUUUAUCAGAGCCAACUCAGAACUGCAGAAGCACAUUUGGAUACACGAGGGCAUCAAGCCAUUCUCAUGUCCCAUGUGCCCUUAUGCUUGCCGCUCUAAAAAUAAUCUUCAGGCCCACAUGUUGCGUCAUUCUGCUGAAAAGCCAUUCUCCUGUUCAGAGUGUGGAAAAGACUAUAAAUCGAGGACUGCACUUCGAUGGCAUGUCAGGGCUCAUACAUCUGGCAAACUGUUUAUCUGUGAUAAGUGUCCUUAUAAAGCAACACAAAGCAGCCAUCUAAAGCGUCACAUGGAGACUCAUGAUAUUUUAAAAAGAUUUCUAUGCAGACACUGUGAUUUUUCUGCCAAUACACUUGGCUAUAUGAAAAUUCAUUAUGCUAAAAUUCAUAAGGGGAAAGAAUUUGUUCAUGAGGAGGUUGUCAAUCCAAGUUCUAUGUCUCCAGAAAAAAGAGUUUACAAAUGUCUAAGUUGUGGUUAUCUCUUUGGUAACUUGUCAGACUUGAAACGUCAUCUCAAAAUAAGACAUCAUGUCCAAAUGCAAGAUAUUGCUGGCAUGGAACAAAUGCAGAUUUCUGAAGUAGAGGUUGUACAGUAUGAAGAUGGUUCAACAACAGAUAUACAACCACCCAACAGUCUAGCUAAACAAUCCCCAAGUGAGGAACAAACACAAGGUGAGCUACAACUCCAGAUUCCUAAUGAGGAUGGCAGCUUGUCAGUGUCAGCUUCUUAUAUUUUACAGCAGCUCAUUGGAAUGUCACAGAAUGGAGAAACCAAGCUGAGAGUUGUCAAUGAGAAUGGACAGCCGUUAGAUAUAAGUGUUCAGCAAGAUGGCCAGUUCUUGUUCACCAGCGGGUCUAAUGAAUCGCAGCCUGGCAACCAGUUUGUUAUUUACUACAAUAACGAAGAGAUGUCUCCCAGUGUGUGUGAUAGUUCAACCAGCGCAAACAUUCCUUUGAUGCCUUCAAGAAGUCAAGUAGAAACUCAGAUGGCCUUAGUUAAAGGUGCAAAGCAGGACAGUCAGUUUAUUAGUUCAGUAGGAGCUGAUGUCCAGAUGAUGAUCCCAGAUGGGGAAUUGCUUCAUGUUGACGUGGAGACCCAGGUAAUUUCUCAAGAAAGUGACUCUGACCAACUCAUCCCCAGCAGCAGUGAAAGCCAGCUUACAGAAGCAGAGAACGGUCAGUAUGUCCAUGCUGAGCAAGUCAGCUACAACAGCGACUUCAUUUCUGACCACAAAGAUAGUGGCCGUACUUUAGUAGGUGAUAGUUCUCUUGUAGGUGUGCAAGAACUCUCAGUAUUAGAAAUUGUGGAGGCAUCUCUUCAAUGAAAAUCAAGGUGUGUGUGCUGUUGUUGUGGCUUCUAAGUAUUUCAGAUCAUGAGUACACGGGUUGUAUAUUAUUAUGAGACAAUUUAUUUAUGCUCUAUGUGUGUUGACGGACAGAUUGAUAUUUCUUUUUAUUUCAAGGAAUAAUUUCUUUGAACUCAUAAUGAAAUAACUGAUAAUUAUAUAUAAAAUAUAUUGUUAUUUAUUUUUGUUAUGACAUUAAAUGUUGACUUGAAUCAAUCAAAAUGUG